This is a messenger RNA of Trematosphaeria pertusa, 633 nucleotides long. RefSeq lists its product as uncharacterized. The coding region runs from base 1 to 633 and encodes 210 amino acids. Lineage: Eukaryota; Fungi; Ascomycota; Dothideomycetes; Pleosporales; Trematosphaeriaceae. The record is from RefSeq and is a predicted model, not a curated record. The transcript has 2 exons.
AUGGGCUUUUGCAAUGCUCCUGACCCAAAGGUGAGAUUCCCCUUCGCCAUUACACCUGACCUGCAGGACUUAAUCAUAGCUGAAGCGACAGCGGCGGCAACUAUCGGGUACCGAGAGGAUGCGGCGACGACGCGAGUCCCAAGGCAUCGACUACAGAUUUCGAGUCCUGUACACAACGCGCCCUCGGCAUCGCAAGCCGCGUACUCGAGCCUUCCACCUCCAUAUCGAACGCGGAAAUACCAUGAUAUGGUAUCGGUCGUCCAAAUCGCGUGCUUGAUGGCCCGCAGAUGGUUAAGCCUUGGAGAAACAGAGGUACGCAUUGAGAUACAGGCCAACAACGAUGUUGCCCUAGGGCGGACUCGCGAAAUGACCGACGCCAAAGUCGUCGCGGCGGACCCCCUCGACAGACCGGAUACCUGGACUUGGAAUCAAUCCUGCCCCGAAGCGGUCGGCAGGCUAGCAACGGGCUACGGUACGAACUCCAAAAUGCCGGAGAUGGGAGAACGACAGCGUCUGCGGCCUGUAAAGAAAAGGAAAAGAUUGAGGAUGGGGCUCAUCAAGAUGAAGGACCGACGAUCAAAUCGAUUUAGCAAGGCUGUCUUGUUGAGGAUCCACGGUGCUGAGACUGGAUAA